GGGCAGCGGGCGGCACCAGCCCAGCAGUCGCUAGUGCGCAUGCUCCCGCCGCUCGGACACGCUUGAUAAUCAGCCAAUUGCGAGGAAGGCGGAGUCUGAGCCUGCACCUUCCCCAGGGCCCAGGCAGCACGCGCCGGAAACACGUCACGGGCCGCAGCCCGGAUGUUACUCUUGGGGCCGGUUGCCGGUUCCCGUGGCGCUCCGUGGUUUCCGAUCGGUCGCGGGGGGCGGUUGGCUCGUCUGUCUCUGGCGCGUGCGGCCGGCGGGGGCGGCCAUGUCGUAUCCGACCGUCCGGAAGGUGGCGAUGGUCUCGUGCCUGGUGCUGUGCGUCUCGCUGCUCCUGCCUCGGACCUUCCUGUCCCGGGGCGGGAGGCAGGAGCCCGGCAGCGCGCCGCCUACCCCGCCCGAGGGGAAGACAAGUCGUUUUCCACCAAUGAUGCGUCACCAGAUGUCCCCCGAUGACCGGUCUUCUGGUGCCCAUUUUCCAAGGUCUCACCUGGCAGAGGCAGUUGCCAAGGCCAAGGGUGGUGGAGGAGGAGGCGGCAGUGGGAGAGGUCUGGUGGGGCAGAUCAUACCCAUUUAUGGAUUUGGAAUCCUGUUAUACAUACUGUACAUUCUGUUUAAGCUCUCUUCCAAAGGAAAAACCACUACAGUGGAGCGGAAAUCUCCUUCUCCUAUACCUGGAAACAUGAAUAGGAAAAUCACUGACUAUGAGCUCACGCAACUACAAGAAAAGCUGAGAGAUACUGAGGAGGCGAUGGAAAAAUUAAUCAAUAGAGUAGGACCUAAUUGUGACAGCAGGGCCCAAAAUGUUACAACAGACCAGGAAAAGAGAUUACUCCAGCAGCUCCGAGAGAUCACUAGGGUCAUGAAGGAAGGUAAACUCAUAGAUGGCAUCUCCCCAGAGAAGGAAGCUGAAGAAGCUCCUUAUAUGGAGGAUUGGGAAGGUUAUCCAGAAGAGACCUAUCCUGUCUAUGAUAAUUCUGAAUGCAUCAAGAGUAGACAGGACACAAUCCUUGUGGAUUACCCUGAUCUAAACGAGCCCUCUGCUGAAGAGAUAGCUGAAAGAAUGGAGGUUAUGGAAGAUGAGGAUUAUUUGUGUAGUGAAACUUUACUGUCUGCUCUCACUACAGAGUGUGAAAGCCAUGAUAUAGGACAGAAAAAGGACCAGCAGAUCAGCUUCAGUGACCAAGGUGGUGUCCUCCAUCACAGCCAUAACUUUGAGAAGUGCUACUGUUGCCACUAUGAAGAGGAUGAUCCUGCUGUCAUCGCAGAGAAUGCUGGGUUCCAUGCUGACAGCUGCAGUGAGGCUGAAGACACAGCCAAAGAUGAUCUCUCCAUGGAUUCUGACAACGAAAAUGCAGGACUGAAAAGCCAAAAAGCCAAUGAUAUGGAUGCAGUAGGCAUGCUGAGAAAGCGAAACACAAAGGGACUUGAGUAAUAGGGACCACCAUGUGUGGCUAUAGCAAGAGUCCUCAAACUCUCACACCUGUGUUCUUUGUUUUUGACCCACAUUUAUCUUCUCCAUUUCCAGCACCACCACCUGAACUGGAAGCUAAUGGCCUUCUUUAAAUUACUCCAUUAUUACCUCCAGCACAUGCUUGCUAGAGACUGCUAUGAAUGGGAACAGAAGAUUAUUUUGUUCCAAUAUCCACACUCUGUCUUUACUUAAUCCUGUGUGAUUACUGCCUCUGAAUAACCACCUCUUCCUCUGAAAUGUUAGCUGCACUGUAGUGUCCUGCCUUGCCAGUAUUAGGAAUGGACUUCCUGCCUCGAGCCUACCUGCUGCCUUUGACAGCUAUCAGUUAUGAAAACAAGACCAUUUGCAUCAGAUUAUUUAGGAAGAUGGAGAGGAACGUGUUAAGUUUCGUAGCUUCUCUUUUGCGCUGAAGCAGAUGGUAAGUAUCUUCUCACCUAACCGGCAAGGCAAUCUGCAGGGACAACACGAAUGACCAAUUCCUUUUUCAACCACAUUGCUGUCACAGUAAUUAAUUAAUAUAUACGACACAACAGGAAAUGCAUUCCUUGACCAUUGGGGCACUCUGGGCCAAGUACCUGCAUGCACUUUCAGAAGUGAAACAGUGUCUCAGGGCUGCACGUGCUCACAUGCCUUUAUCAUGUGGCUCCUUAAUUUAAACCUCUCACAAAGCGUCCACUAAGGUUUACACUGUACGUUAUUUAUGACAGCAGCCUACUGUGAAAAUAGUCCAUCGAAGGGAAAAAUCAUAGUGAAAACACUGUAAACUCUUUUCUUCUUCUAUUUAGAAUAUAUUUAUUUUUACUUUAUUUUUAAGUGCAUCCAUUGUAAAGAGUUGUGGUCUCUUUAGGACUCCGUCUUGCUCCAGCUAUGUCUUGAAUAGUUUGAUUACUUUCUGAGUAUGUGUCUCAACAACAGUUAGCACAGGCCUCACGCAACAGAGAGGCUGAAGGGAAGGUGGCUCUUAGCCUGCUCCAAGUUCUGGUGGGGGCAAGGGUUGCUUAACUUACUGCGGCUCUAGAGCUCCCGCUAGGCCCCGUUCACCUGGGUGGGGAUGCACACAAGGCACGCCAGACAUGCCCACGCCUGGCCCCUGCACAGCCCCAAGCACCUCCCCUACGUCAGGAGUGGUUCGCAUAGAGCCAGUCACUUGGAACAUGUGGAUGCCCCUUCACGACAGGGUUCCCGUGGAGCAGCUUUGUGCUGCUACUGAAGGUUUUUUUGUUUUUUUUUUCUCACCUCUACUUAAUGAAGCGUUAAGCUGGAGCAGUAAUGGCAGGUGCUGUCAGGUACCAGACCAGAAGUUGUUUCAUGCGCCCUGCCCGCUAAUAUUGGCAUGUGCUUGCAAACAAAUGCUCUAAUGAGCUGCUUGGUCUCUUGUUUGCCUCGAUGCCCAGCUGCUGAAAAGGGCACUGUUUUCAGUGGCAAGACAUUAUGCCACUUCAUUUAGGGAAUAUGCUCCCACCCUUUACAAGCGGCAUUUCUUUCUCCAUGUAGCUCCAGCAUCAGUGCUUGUAAAAUACUUUAUUAGCUGUACUAACAGUUGUGUGAAAAGCAAAUACUCCAGGGGAGGGAAAGGCAGUCGGGGGACUGUAGACACUUCUGGCUGUUAACAUACAUCUUCAUAUAUUACUCCUGGGGGACUUCUGCGCCACUGCGUGCUUUUUUUUCUACCCACCAAAAAUAACUUUUGCCCACCAGGGGGCACUGUGGCACUAGAAUUGAGCAGCCACUCCCAGCCAGCCCCAGCUACCAUAGGCAAGAGAAUGAACCUGCCUUCUUCCCAGUGCCAGUCAGGAGACAGGGAAUCAGACAGCAUGCGGUUGCUGGGGGGGGGGGGGUCACAGGUGGGUUCAUAAGGGCUAGUGGGGGAGGACAGCUUGUGUUUGGGGCUGAAUGAGGGUGGAGGCUGAGGGCCACAGCGGGGUGGAGUAGGGUUGCAAACUUUCUAGUCACACAAAACCGCCUCUGCACCGAGGCCCUGCCCCCCCCCCCGCUCACUCAAGCCCCCUCCCACUGACACUCGCUCUCCCCGACUCUCACUCGCUCAUUUUCACUGGGUUGAGGCACAGAAUGGGGUGAGGGCACUGGCUGGGGUGGGCAGGCUCUGGGUUGGGGCUGAGGGGUUUGGAGUGUGGGAAGGGGCUCUGAGGUGCGGCAGUAGGAAGGGAUACAGACAAAUGAGGGGUUCAGGGUACAGGAGGGGGCUCCAGGUUGGGGGCCAAGUGGUUCAGUGUGUGGGAGGGGUUCCGAGCUGAGGCCAGAGGUUGGGGUGUGGGAAGGGGUACAGACUCCAGGGUAGGGCCAGAAAUGAGGGGUUCAGAGGGCAGUGGGGUUCAGGAAGGCAUUUGGGUGUGGGAGGGGGCUCAAGGAUGGGGGUGCAGGCUCCAGGAGUGAGUUUGGGUGUGGG
Molecule: messenger RNA, 3887 nt
Organism: Caretta caretta (loggerhead turtle)
Lineage: Eukaryota; Metazoa; Chordata; Testudines; Cheloniidae
Gene: RIC3
Product: RIC3 acetylcholine receptor chaperone
Biological process (GO): synaptic transmission, cholinergic; protein localization to cell surface
Cellular component (GO): neuron projection; neuronal cell body; intracellular membrane-bounded organelle
Source: RefSeq, a predicted model, not a curated record